UGGCUAACAUCAUGCAGGAACUUAACUUAUUACCAUCUAAGCUUUUACAAACACAAAGUGGCCAACAUGUUUCUAAUUUGUAUAAACAAAGUAAGAAGAGGGCACUUAUGGGCAUUUUGUCCAUUUUUGCUUUUAUGGGCAUUUUGUCCAUUUCACUUAAUUAACCCUAAUUCUCUUAUAGGCUUCUGCGAACUUCUCCAAUUUGAAGGGAUCAACCCCAGCACCUCUGUCCUCCAAAAAUUUAAAAGCCAACUACGCUCAAUUCUCAGACGACACAAUACCGUCGUUGAAACAAUGGCUGAAGCUUUAAUUGAAUUAAAACAAAGCAGAGGUAUUGACUUCUCCUGUGAGCAGAAUAUACAAUAUUUCCUCGAUCGUUUCUACCUCAAUCGAAUAUCCAUUCGAAUGCUUCAAAACCAACACUUGGCCAUUUUUGGUGAAGGCCAAAGACCUGUUGAUCCGGCUGGGCAUGUUGGACAUAUAGACCCUAAUUGCUGUGUUAGAGACAUUCUAAUAGACGCCUAUGAGAACGCCCUUAUUCUUUCUGAACAACACUUUUGUGCUGCCCCUUCAUUAAGCCUGGAAUGCUUCAACUCUAAAAAUCCAGGACAAGAAAUACGAGUUCCUUUAGUGCCUUUACACCUUUAUUAUAUUGUUUUUGAAUUACUGAAGAAUUCAAUGCGUGCAACAAUAGAACACUUUUACCGUGCAAAUAAAGGAAGUAAGAUUAUCAAUGACGAAUUGCCUGCUAUAAGAGCACAGUUGGUCUUGGGCCCAGAAAAUUUGUCUAUUAAGAUAAGUGAUAGAGGUGGUGGCGUUCCAGCAGAAAAGCUCGAUCAUCUAUUUCGUUACUCAUACAGUACAGCACCUAAACCUACAUCUCAGAAAGAUGUUACUCCCUUUGCUGGUUAUGGCUAUGGAUUGCCUAUUUCCCGGCUUUAUGCUCGUUAUUUCCUCGGUGAUCUUUCAUUAAUUUCUAUGGACGGGUAUGGAACUGAUGCAUUGAUCUCUUUAAAGGCAAUACCCUCAGAAGCUUGUGAAUUACUCCCUGUAUUUGGCGCUUCUUCUCGUCGUUUAAUUACAAUGGGGAAUCAAGCACCCGAUUAUUGUUUCCAGACAUUUGGGGGAAAUAAUAAUAAAACAGCAGAAGGAGAAAGGAAAUGGGGAGAAUUGUUAAUUUCUAAAAAAGACGAAAAUAAUAAAGGAAUUAUUGAAAAUUUGAGGGAAAAUAAUACUAGAAGAGCAUUAAUUCAAUAA
Meloidogyne enterolobii is the source of this 1257-nucleotide messenger RNA. The record is from the annotation of a GenBank genome assembly. NCBI's taxonomy places the organism in Eukaryota, Metazoa, Nematoda, Chromadorea, Rhabditida, Meloidogynidae.